This is a messenger RNA of Etheostoma spectabile (orangethroat darter), 3952 nucleotides long. It is a transcript of the gene gpr101, whose product is annotated as G protein-coupled receptor 101. Bases 811 to 2154 code for a protein of 447 amino acids. The transcript has a single exon. Gene Ontology annotation, molecular function: G protein-coupled receptor activity. Gene Ontology annotation, cellular component: membrane. The record is from RefSeq and is a predicted model, not a curated record. Lineage: Eukaryota; Metazoa; Chordata; Actinopteri; Perciformes; Percidae. Gene Ontology annotation, biological process: G protein-coupled receptor signaling pathway.
AGCUCCAGCUGGGGAGAUUUCAGCGCAGGUGUCCUUGGGUUUUUAUGACAUCUCGGAGACAAGACCCGACCGUAAGUAGCCUAAGACUGCUGAGGAGGAAUCAUAGCUGAUAAAAUAAUAAAUGUUUGAUCUGCCAUGAAAUCCGAAAGGACCAGCGAAGGAAAGAUAUGCUCGUCUGGAUGAGAGACCCCCGCUGGGUGAAGACACGCAGCGUAUGUUAGCUGAGCCGUGAAAGCUCGCUGCCAUUGACUGGAGCUGAGGCUGAAAUGGGAGCAAAACGAUGGAAACAGAGCGCAGCGGAGUGAACAUCAUCGCGCAAAGCGUCGCAUCACUGAUAAUUUCAAGGUAUUAUACAUCAUUUCAAGAUUAGCAAUUCGUGAUAUUUGCCAGUGUCAGGACAUUGCCAGCCGAUGCUGUUACGCCGGCAUUGAUGGUCGCUAGGCAAAUUCAGUUUUUCUCUCUGCAGAUGUGGGCUGCAAGAAGAAUAGGGCCUGUUUGGUGGGUGAAGGGUUUUGUCAUUGAUCACGAUGAACAGCAACUUGAUCAUCUCCAGCCUUACAGGCUACGCAUGGAUGAGUCUUCUGGACUGCUUUCACAUGAAAUGGACGAUGAGGCAUGUUUAGUUGAGAUAGGCUACAUGGGAGAAUAGGUUAAUGACACAUGCAUGUUGAAUUUUGCAAUAAGAAGGAGCACCUCAUUGUUGCACUGGAGAAAACCAAACCUGAGCUGGAUUUCUCUCCUGACAUCAUUCUUAUCAAGAUGGGACUACGCUGACUUUAUGUCAACACUUUGCUGGAUGUGAAGCCACACAUGCAAACAAUGCCAAGCUCUCUGGGGUCCGACAUGGGCACAAAUUUUACUGAUGUUCCCUGGGAGUCUGGUUCCAGUCAAAACCCGUUCUGGUCCUCCACUGUUAACAGCGUGGUGAAGAUGGUGCUCAUAUCUGUCAUUGUAUGUGUGUCCUUGUUUGGGAAUGUGGUGGUUCUGCUGGUGUUCCAGAGGAAGCCUCAGCUCCUUCACGUGGCCAACCGCUUUGUCCUCAACCUCCUGUUGGCAGACCUACUCCAGACCAUAUUAGUCAUGCCCUUUGCCAUUGCAGCCACCGUACCAGGUGUGUGGCCCCUGGAUGCCCGACUGUGCCAGACUUUGGUGGUGCUCAUGCACCUUUUUGCUUUUGCUGGGGUCAAUACCAUUAUAGUUGUCUCUGUGGAUCGCUACCUGGCCAUCAUCCAUCCUCUGUCCUAUCCCACCCGCAUGACCCCUCACCUGGGCACUAACCUGAUCAUCUGCACCUGGGUGCUCAGUUUCCUGCAGAGCACGCCUCCCCUCUACGGCUGGGGAGCAAUUGACUUUGACCGCAAUCACAGCGUGUGCUCAGUGGUGUGGUCCUCUAGCCUGUCCUACUCUGCUGUUGUGUCCACCUUCUCCUUCUGGCUGCCUGUGCUCAUCAUGCUCGGAUGUUACUGGAUGGUGUUCAGAGCAGCUCGGAGGCAAAACGCACUUGUGCACCCCAUACAGACACAAUCCUACUCCCAACCCUGCCAACAGGACUUCCAGGGGCCUAGCAGUCCCCAGAGGCAGCCCCAGCCCCGGCAGGCCAAUUCACCUGAAGACCCCCAUUCAGCCAGGGGGUAUCCUGUUCGAAUUAGGCACAGACGCUUCCGCUACCACUGCAAGGCAGCACGUGUAGUUUUUGUGAUUAUGGCUUCAUAUAUCAUCAGCAUGGGGCCUUACAGCAUACUAAAUACUAUAUCAAUGAGUGCUAGAGCAGCUGUACCACCCUGGCUGUCCUCCCUUGCCCUUGUGCUCUUCUUUUUGCAGUGCUGCCUCCACCCGUACAUUUAUGGUUACAUGCACCGCAGUGUGAGGAAGGAAUUCCUCGCACUGCUCUGUGGGCUUUUCUGCAAACAGGGGCGGACCAGCCAGAGCUCUGCAGUGGAGAGUUGCUUCACAACUACAGAGGGACGUUUAGGUGCCCACCCUCACCUGCCCAGCCUGACUGCUCGAGUCUUCCCUCUGCGGACAUGGGAAGAGUGCACAACAUCUUCCUCUCCCACUUUUGAGAGGAAGUCAAGGGACAGCCGUAAAGAGACCACCUCUACCAGCGUCAGCUCUGAGAGGGAGCUCACAGUCCACAGCAAGCAAAGCACAUAAACUGCCUUGAGGAUUCAUCAGUUAUAGACCAUGUACAGUGUGUUCAUACAUAAGCUAACAUGCCUUCUUGACAACAGGGUCAUUCAUUCAGAAGUUGCUGGCAUUAGGGAUAGUGGUAUUACCUAGUUGAUCACCACCAUAAGGAUCUUUAACUAAUUUGUCAAAUGCCUAAGAAGGAUGAAUUAGAGGUUGAAUAUCUCUCUUGAAAAAAAAUGACUUGGUCGAUUCAUUGUUGAAUUAUGAAUGUAUAACAGACUGGCUGUCUAAAUGAAAACCUUAACAAUGACUUACUUUAUUUUCAUUUGGUCAAACUUUGAGAAACACAGUUUUAAGAGUUACCAAGGGUCAGAUAAGUCUCAAUGUGCACAGCUGUUAUGUGUUUUUUAGUUGCAUUAUGUUUUGUCUCAACAAACCACUGUUAGUAUUUAAAUGUAUGCAAUUAUUGUACUAACUACUGUUACAACAAAUGGGCAUUCAAAUAAAUCUAAAAUUUAAAAAUAUUCAAACUAAAGAAAAACCCAGGAAAACCUUUGCCUGCAGGUCUUUAUAUGUUCUUUUUUGUUUUUUUAACUAGACUUGCUGGGUCGAAAUAGAAAUUGUUUUGUUGGAUCAAAGCGGUUGGUGUUCUGACCACUUUUGCCUUAACCAUGGGCCAUAGAUGUCUUUGAUAAGGCAUUAAUCUGCAGUAUCUGCACAACUACAAUAUCUCCUUUAAACUUGUUGAGUGUAUAUCUUCUGUGAUCCUGAUUGAGGGUACAGUCCUUGUGUCAGUGCAAGCAAGUUUUGCCUGCAAGGAACUCAGGGUAUGCUUGUAGAACAAUGCGGAACAACGCCCAUCUCUGUUCUUGAAACUUGUAGAGCAAGUAAGUCAUGUGUGUUGUUUAUGUCACUGUUGAAGUAACUGUUCUUAGUCUCAAAGCGCCUUUUGAGUAGAAUAGUGAUUUGGUAUGUCUGCCAGUUACAGAACACACAAGAGUUGGUGAAUCCAUCUUCCUGAUUGGACGGCCACAUUGUUCUUUUAACUCUAGCAUAAUCAAGGUGGAAAUUUUGCAUCUUACCCAGGUGCGCCACUGUAUAUCUGGACUCAGUAUUUGCUGCCUUUGUAAUCCCAGCCUUUCUUUGAGCAAGCAAAAUAUUUUUGUACAGAGAGCAGAGUAUGACAAAACAUGACUCCAGUGGACUCGGCCAGUGAUUUAACUUAGGCUGCAUGCCGCAAGAUCAGAUGUAACAGAGUGAACAGUUUCUUACAUUCCACUGAAUACAUGUAGAUUUUUUAAUGAUAGCUCUUGAAAACCCAGUGUGAUUAAAGACAAUGAUUACGUAUGUGUUACAUGCUUACAAUGACUUAUUUAAGAGAAAUGCAAUCUAUUGAGUUGAUUGGAUAGAUGAUGUGUUGCCAAAGGACGUCAAAGGUGCAUCGCCAGCCAGAGGGCUCCCAGUGUGUUGUUAUUAUUAGUAUCAUUAUUGUUAUUAUUACUAGACUAUGACAGUUUUCUUGGAAACAAUUCACAAUUUAUGGGACCUUACUGGACUGGUGUGGAUUUGAGCCUUGGUUUAUUGAAAAGGUCAAUGUAGAAAUAUAUACUACAGUAUUAUAAAUGACAAUCAAACUUGUAUAUUAAGUUUGUCAGUGUUGCUCAGUAAAAGACAAACUGGAUAAAGUACAGUAUGUAAUAAAGUUGAUCAUUAAAAAGAGAACAUUUAAGUGCUUUAAAACAUAUAUACACAUAUUUUUGUGAUCUUUAUUGUGCUUUUGUAUUAUUUUUGAUUUCAUUAUCCAACAUCAAAAGUUAUCUGU